Messenger RNA from Magnolia sinica, 1145 nucleotides. RefSeq names its product protein argonaute 2-like. The record is from RefSeq and is a predicted model, not a curated record. Gene Ontology annotation, cellular component: cytoplasm. The coding region runs from base 70 to 669 and encodes 199 amino acids. Gene Ontology annotation, biological process: regulatory ncRNA-mediated post-transcriptional gene silencing. Lineage: Eukaryota; Viridiplantae; Streptophyta; Magnoliopsida; Magnoliales; Magnoliaceae. The transcript is spliced from 2 exons.
GAAACCAGAUUUCGAGUGUUUUUUCAGUACAUUGCGGAGUGGGGAAGUUGGUACUCCUCAUUUCUUUCAAUGGGGAAUAUCUCUUCAAGAGAUUGGUGGCAAUCGUUGAAGACGAUCUUGCUCGCUAACCGGUGGAGGAGGUGGGGCCCACUACGUGUUCCAUCAAUCGAGUUCAGAUCCUGCGGGGAAGACGACUCCGCUGGAACGGUUAAUGCAGAUCAGUUUAAACAGAUCGAUAGGUGGGCGAUUCUGGACUUCACCACAUCCGAUCGCUGGUAUCAGCUCGACGUCGAUCAAUUCACUGAAAGGAUCGUCGACUCAGCCGCCAGGGUCGGCGUUGGCAUGAACCGGCAAUUCCUUUUCCAUGAGCAGUCUAACGUUCGCGUUCUUUCCGACGAGAAGCAACUAUACAAUGUACUGAAACAUGUCUAUGAACGCGCUGAAGGGAAGCUGCAGAUUCUCUUCUGCCCCAUGGAGAGCUGCCAUAAGGGCUUCAACUCCCUCAAGUGGAUAUGCAAAACUGAGAUUGAGUUAGUUACACAAUGCUUCUUGAGCCCCCACGCCAACCAGGGCAAGGACAAGGACUAUAUGGUUCUUGCUUCCAACAUCAAAAACAAGAUUCAAGGUUCCCUGCCUGGACAAUCACCAAGUCAUAAUCAUGUGUGCUGAUAUGAACAGCAACAGAGUACUCCGGGUAUAUCGAUUGUGGCCGUCAUGGCAUCGAUGAGCUGGAAUUAGUAUUAGUGUACCUUCCAUUAGAUUGUAACGACGGCUAGAGUCGGCCAGAAGAGCAAAGUGGUAAGAAUUAGUGGGCCUGGUCAAGAUGUUUAUUUGAAAUGCACCCCAACCACUGGGCGCUUAAAACUCAACUCUAUCUAUGAUUUAGGUAGACCACAUGAUUGAAAAUAGUGUACAGGGAAUUGUUCACCUUCCAACUUAUUUUCCUUAGCAUGACCCACCUAAAUGUGGAUGGGCAUGUUUUUUGGUCCAGCCCUGAAUUUUUGUGUGGCAUUAAAUGGUUUGAUUAGAUUUUGUAUAAUAAUCACAAUUGACUUCGUAGAAAUAAAGGGUGGAUGUAUCUUUCCCAACUGUUUUCUUCUAUAAGAUAUCUAAAUCAUAGGUUAGCUUGAAUUUUUGGCCUUGUG